AUGAACACCCGGACUACUGUUUCUGAGACAUCGCUGCCAUUCUUUGACGCCUCAGCCAGACGAGUUCGACUUCCUCAUCCUACUAGUAACUUGAACCACUUGAAUACGCAGCUAGACACUGCCUUCUCAAACCAAAAAUCCUUAAAAGCACGGCGUACAGCCUCUCAUAUCCGUACUCCCUCCUGGAGUUCUGCCGCUUCGUCCAGCUCCGACAGCCACCCCGCUACGACCAGAUUCCCAAAGCGAUUCCACCAGUGUUUCACCCCAGAAGCAUCGCGGUCUCCUUCACCAAUGACACAAAUGACCUCGCAGACGACGAACACGAACGUCCAACCCCGCGUUCUCCGCUCGCCACCUCUGACUCCUCCUUCUGCUCGUUCCUCUUUCCCCUCCACACCUACGCGCAAUUACUCCCUCCGUUUGGAACCAGUGACUUCGAACGAGUCCGCUCAAGCUGCGGUAGUUUUCCCCGACUCAACCAACCCUAAACGCGCUCUGCUUCUCAUAGGCCCUGCUAUUGCCCGCUACGUCCGUGAGCGCGGCAAGUCUGCGCGCAUGCACCCAUAUCGCGUCGUGUUUCGCCCCUCUCCAUGA
Messenger RNA from Rhizoctonia solani, 594 nucleotides. RefSeq lists its product as uncharacterized. The record is from RefSeq and is a predicted model, not a curated record. The transcript is spliced from 2 exons. Bases 1 to 594 code for a protein of 197 amino acids. NCBI's taxonomy places the organism in Eukaryota, Fungi, Basidiomycota, Agaricomycetes, Cantharellales, Ceratobasidiaceae.